Messenger RNA from Diversispora eburnea, 1668 nucleotides. The record is from the annotation of a GenBank genome assembly. Lineage: Eukaryota; Fungi; Glomeromycota; Glomeromycetes; Diversisporales; Diversisporaceae.
AUGUCUUCAAAUACAAAUCUAUCAAUGGCUGAGGUAGAAUCUAAUACUAUUCUAUCAACUGCCGAGAUAGAAUCAUCACUUAGAGAAAAUGAAACUUCCCUGGCUGAAGUUAAUGAACUUUUAGUUUUAAGUCCUGAAGAACCGGAACUCCUUAAUCUUGUUGAAGUACUACAAAAUUUGAUAAAAUUACAACAAAUACAGUUAUUAGAGUCGAAAAAAAAUGAUUUACUUAAGCUUCUUGGUGGUCCUGUUGAAUCGUCUGACCAAAUCAUAGGAGAAAGGUCAAAUUCUGCAGAGGAAUCGAUACAGAGUGAUUCAUUGACUUACGACGAAAGAAUUCCUAUUAAACCCAAUGCAGACGCAGAUUCAGAUUUAAAUAAAUUAAAAGUCGGUGAUAAAUGUUGUGUACCAUUCACUCAUCCGGAAUAUCAGAAAGUAUAUUUUCUUCCCGGGUUAAUACAAAAUAUUAAUUCCGAAACAAAAACUUUUAAUGUUUUAAUUUUAACACCUAUCAUACCUACUCUUCGAAUAUGCGAAGCAUAUAUGUCUAAUAAAUGCAAUCACCAACAACAACAACAAUGUAAACGUUCUCACGGAGAAGAAUUUUCUUCGGAUUUAGUUGUUCCAUAUGAACUUUUAUUUAUCAAUCAAACGAAUGCAUAUAAAAUUGGACGUAAUUUUUGGACAAAGUAUAAUGAUGGCGUGUGGUACAUGGCAAAACUCAUAGGUAUUGAACCGGAAGGUUCGAGUUUUCGAGUGAUCUAUAAAGGUUAUGAGAAUCAAGAUCCACAUGGAGUAGUGGUUGGACCUGAUGAAAUAAUACCAGUUCAAUCACUUGAUGAAGAAGAAGAAAUUGAUUCCGAACAAAAUAAUUAUUCGGAUAAUGAAAGUGAUUUUAGUGAUGAUUUUCUGUCAGAUGAUUCACCACCUUCGCGUGAAGAUUUGAAACUUGACCAUGUAUCAGAUGAUGAGACUAAUAAUAUCGCAGAAUGGGAGAAACAUACAACGGGUGUUGCAAGUCGAAUGAUGAAAAAGAUGGGUUAUAAAAUGGGUGAAGGAUUGGGUAAAAACAAUGAAGGAAUUGUAAACCCAAUUGAAGUCAAAAUUUUUUCUCAAGGUGUUUCCUUGGAUUAUAUUAAUGAAAAAGAUAAACCUAAAUUUAAAAAACAGAAACCGCCAAAAUCACGCGAUAAUAAUCAUAAAAAAGGCAAAAAAAGAUUAACUUCUCAAUCAACACGACCUCACAAACGGGCCAAAUUUAGACCACCCUUUUCUAAUUCAGUUGAUGAUAUUGAGUCUCAAUCAGACGUUUUUGAUUUCUUAAAUGCUACUCUUAACAAAGGGAAAAAGUCUGAAACACAGAACGUGAAUAACGUUGUGAAAAUAUCCUCAACUGUUACAACCUCUGACGAUCGAUCAAAAAAAUCCAAUGAAAUUAAUGCUCACUUGACAUUAUAUCAGAUUCAAAAUCAAUUAAAUCAAACACAGCGGGAACUUAAAAGGGUCAACGAAUCAUUAAAAAGGAACGAAAAGAACCCAAAAAUGGCAAAACAUUUUCGAGAAAAGGUUGCGCAGAUUGAAGUAACUUAUAGAGAAUUGCAAAGAAAAGAAAAAGGAAUCCAAAGUGGUUUAGAUAAAGAAAAAGAUCAAAAAAAUAUUUACACUUAA